GUCAUCAUACUUAAAAACCACUUUAUAUAAACAACACCCAUUUUCAAGAAUUAGGUCAUCUCCCCCAUCCACUUCUCUCCAACUUCAACUCACCCCAAACCAAAAAAAAGAAAAGAAAAAAAAAAACUUACAAAAUGGAGUUAGCUCUAAAAAAAACCGCCCCCCACUCGGCCCCCCGCCCAAAAACCCAUUACAAAAUAAACAUCAACAAUCUCUCAUACAAACUUCCACAAACAACAUAUACAUACAAUAUCCAUUGCCUUCACUCCAAACACCAACACACUACUCCUCCUCAACCAUUCAUUCUCAAGAACGUAAACUGCGAAGCCCGACCGGGCGAACUCACCGUGAUCGCGGGCCCCAGCGGCGCCGGAAAGACCACCCUCCUCGAGAUCAUAGCCGGAGAAAUCAAACGGUCCAGAUUCACCGGCCAUGUCCUGGUCAACGGCUCCCCCAUGAGGGGGGCCCACUUCCGCCGAGUCUCCGGCUACAUCACUCAGGACGAAGCCCUCUUCCCACACCUCACCGUUCAAGAAACCCUAACCUACAGCGCUCGCCUGAGGCUUCCCGCAAAAUCACGCGAAGAAGCCGAAACCCGAGUCGAGUACCUCUUAAAGGAGCUCGGGCUGGAGCACAUCGCCGGAGCGAGAAUCGGAAGCGAGUCCGAUAGAGGAAUCUCCGGCGGGGAGAAGAGAAGAGUUUCCAUAGGAGUUGAGCUGGUGCACGACCCCAUGGUAGUUCUCCUGGACGAGCCCACAUCGGGUCUCGACUCCGGUUCGGCCCUCCACGUCAUCUUUCUCCUCAAAUCCAUGGCGAAGAAUCAGGGCAAGACUAUAGUCCUGACGAUUCAUCAACCCGGGUUUCGAAUUCUCGACUUGAUCGACAGAGUUGUACUCUUGUCUGACGGUACGGUUCUCCACAACGGCUCUCUGAGUCUCCUCGAAGAACGCCUCAUGUUCAAGGGGCAUUUCGUUCCGCCACGUGUCAACGUGCUUGAGUUCGCCAUCGAUGCAGCAGAAAAAAUCCUGCACAAAGAGGAAGAAGAAGAAUUACUGAUACAUUGUCGUACGGAGGAGGAAGAAGAAAACAAAAAGAACCACGCGAACAGCACGCACUACAAUAAUUCUCGGUUCAAAGAGGUGAUGAUUCUGAUGCAGAGAUUCUCCCGAAACAUUUUCCGAACCAAACAGCUAUUCGCAGCGAAGACGAUUCAAUCACUACUCGCGGGGAUUGUGUUGGGCACAAUAUUUAUAAAUUCAUUUGGCAACAGAAACAACAAGAGAUUGGAGGUGCAGAAUCAACUAGGGUUUCUAGCAUUCACCCUGUCGUUCUUGAUGUCGACGACAACCGAAGCCCUCCCGAUUUUCUUACAAGAGAGAAGAAUUCUCAUGAGAGAAACAUCGAGAGGAGUAUACCGAGUCUCGUCUUACAUCAUCGCCAACACUUUGGUUUUCAUUCCAUUUCUUCUGAUAGUUGCUCUUCUCUACACCACCCCAGUCUACUGGCUUGUCGGAUUACGACGAAACGUCGACGGGUUUCUCUACUUCUCAUUAGUAGUCUGGAUGGUUGUCCUAAUGGCGAACUCCUUCGUCGCCUGUUUCAGCGCACUGGUUCCGGAUUUCAUAACCGGAAUGUCGAUUAUCUACGGUUUCUUGGGGUCGUUUUUUCUUUUCUCGGGAUACUUCAUGUCGAAGGAUGCCGUACCAAAGUAUUGGAACUUCAUGCAGUACGUGAGUUUGUUCAAGUACCCGUUCGAAUGCUUUAUGAUAAACGAGUACGGCGGAGAGGGUGGGAAGAUGAGAUGCUUACAGGUAAUGGAAGGUACGUGUUUGAUAUACGGGGACCAGUUCUUGGUGCAGCAAGGUUUGAAGGAGUCGCAGAAAUGGAGCAAUUUGUUCACGAUGUUGAGUUUUAUCGUCGGUUAUCGAGUUUUAGGGUUUGUGUUUCUCUACUAUAGAUCUUGCAGAACAUGAGCUUACGGAAUAUUAUUGCUUUCAAUCCGUGUAGUUCUUCAAUUAAUGUUCGGUACGAAAAAUAACUGUGUUUGGUAAGCUUUUGGGCUUCCAUUUCCAUUUUAUUUUGGGGAAAGAUGUUUUGGGAGAAGAAUUUGAAAAUUAAAUAAAGUUUGUUUGUGUUU
Messenger RNA from Erythranthe guttata (spotted monkey flower), 2137 nucleotides. RefSeq names its product ABC transporter G family member 10. Gene Ontology annotation, molecular function: ATP hydrolysis activity; ABC-type transporter activity; ATP binding. The record is from RefSeq and is a predicted model, not a curated record. Gene Ontology annotation, cellular component: membrane. NCBI's taxonomy places the organism in Eukaryota, Viridiplantae, Streptophyta, Magnoliopsida, Lamiales, Phrymaceae. Gene Ontology annotation, biological process: transmembrane transport.